Molecule: messenger RNA, 5563 nt
Organism: Xiphophorus hellerii (green swordtail)
Lineage: Eukaryota; Metazoa; Chordata; Actinopteri; Cyprinodontiformes; Poeciliidae
Exons: 12
Coding region: 121-1059 (312 amino acids)
Cellular component (GO): membrane
Source: RefSeq, a predicted model, not a curated record
UUCAGUUGUUCUCUCUUUUAGAACGCCCAUUUCUACACUGUGGUUGUCACGUUGUCUUUCACACAUGCAGCUUUAUGAACAUUUCAGGAAGUGCAUAAGACUUCCUGAAAUGUUCGAAAAAUGGCUUUGAUUGUCACAUUUCUAUUUAACUUGCUGGUAGCCUACACACUUCAAAUGCAAGGUUCCUCUGCAGUGACUGAUGUAUUUGUGAAAACUGGAGAUGAUUUAAUUCUUAAUCUCACAGCUGAAAUUCCAUCAAAUUCUCAGUUUUGGUUAUGGCAAUUUAAAGAUGAUGCACUGGUACAAUUUCCACGUGGUUCCCAACCAAAUGUUGUUAACAAUCGCUUUGGAAAAGUUGAAGUUAUAGAAAAAAGUUACAGUGUGGAAUUAAAGGAUCUACAGAAGUCACACAGUGGUAUUUAUAUUGCAAAGCUAGUAUCACCUAAAGAGCAAAUACUGACUCAAUACAACAUUACAGUUCAAGAUCCAGUGUCUCCAGUUGAUCUCAACUUUACCUGCUCAUCCAGCUCCUCCUCCUAUAACCUGACAGCGACCUGCAGGACAGACAACAUCAGCAUCACUCUGAGAUGUGAUUAUUUAUUCUGCAACCAGGAAGAAGAAGAGAGAAAUUUGGUCACCAAAUCUGGCUCUUCUCUUCAUAUCUACAAGUUGAAAGAGUCGGUUGUCUGUAACCAUAGCAACCAGGUCAGCAAGGUUGAAUCCAAAGAAAACAUUGAGAAUCGCUGCCCUCCACCUAGAAAACCCAGAAAAUAUUACUGGUAUUUUAUAUUGAUCCUGUUGGUUCUUCUUGUCUGUUUAAUUUAUAUUGGAUAUCGUAAAUGCAAGAAAGCAGGUGACACAGGCAACUUUGACAACACAAUAUAUGCUCUUCCUGUGGUAAAUGAUCAAACUGAAACACUGAAUAAAACAGAUGAAGAUGAAGCUUGUUCCCCAAACACCACCUACAGCGCAGUGGGACUUUCUACAAAUAAGGCAGCCACCAAGACUAGAGACGAUGACCAACCACAGAGUGUGUAUUCACAAAUAAAGGCCAUGUGAAGUACAAAACUGAUGUAGUGAGAUUAGGACAUUUCUGUUAUGUAAAAAGUCAGGCUGCUGCUUUUCCUAUAAUCUGGAGGUUACUCAGUCAAACAAAUGAAAAAUAGCCUAUAGUAUGUUUUAUACAGUAUUUAUGUAAAUUGCUUUAAGUAUUCUAGACAUUUAAGUAGCUUUGUUUUAUAUAGAGUAACUGAGGGUUUUACAAAGCUAAGGUAAUUUUUAACAUGUUAAAAACAUGUUAGAAAACUACUACUCUGUCAUGCAGAAAACUACUCUCUCCAUCACAAACUUGUACAAGAUAGUAUUUUGCUCCAAAAAUGAAGGAUCUCACCUUCCCCCAAAAUACUGUCAGCUCUGUCCCUUAUUUUAGCUUCACUAUUGCUUUUUCAGUGCAGUCUGUUGUACUCAGCAUCCAGACUGUCCAUGAUGCACCAGACAACUCCAGAGUAAUCCGAGUCUCUAAAUCAAAUAACAGUCUGAGGUGUAAAGAGUGAAAAGAAAUGUUGAAAGUCCGCUGACCUGUGAUGCAAACCACCGGGAUAAACACCUCCACUGUCUCAAACUGUGAUCUGUUUGUCAGGUAGUCAUAGAUACAGGUGGUUGCUGAGGAAUCCAAAGCAAAUCAGGCUGUAUCAUGUUAAAUGAAAUGACACGAUCCUCACAACGUUGCCUAUUUGUACAGAUGAAAGCAGGUGUGUGAUGUCUUCAAUUCCAACCUCAUAGUGAUAAGCAAACCACCUGAGGGAUAAGAGUGGAUGUGAGAUGUAGUUGGCUGGAGGCUGAGGAUGCUGAACUUCUGUUUGAAUAGAAACUAAGGACAUAUUCAGUUCAUUGCCUUUUCCAGACUUUUCCAGGCAUCAGUCUGACAGCAGUUAACAGCAUUCAAUGAAAAGCCUAAGCAACUAUUUGAAAGUAAAAUUAUAUAUAGUCAUCAGUUCAGUCAUCUUGAAUAAAUUAGAGUAUGUGUUCUAAUGAGGCUCAUUUGUCAUAUUAAAAGCAUUUUUUUAAGAAUAACGACGUGUGUUUCAUUUAGUUGACUGAGAAACUGGAAUAAAUUUAUGUGUGAGUGUGUGUGUAAUGAUUAAUGUGACGUGUUUUGGGGUUUUCUGGACUUCAUAAAGUGCUACAGGCCAAAAACCAGGUACCGUAUUAUAUCUGUGUAUCUGUGUCAACAUUUUAAUCAAGUAUUUAGUUAACCCUCACUUAAACAUUUCUUUAUCUAUACCUGUAUAAGUGCAAUGUUUGUAUUUGUGGUACUUGCUGUCUUGUGAAACUAGAGGGACUAUUUCUCUACCAGCAGUCAAACUCUGUCCACACACAUCAUGUGGUGGUGACUGGAGUUUGUCAGGGUUACAGUGUUCAGCCUUUCGUGUUGGGAAGCUGGAGUUUUGGUUUCUGUGGGGCUGCUUUUCUUGUCUCUAGUUAUCCACUAGAUGGAGCCAGGAAGCUGUGUUGUCCAGAGGGCGGUCUCAGGUGUUCAGUCGUCACACCUGCAACCUAUCUGUCAUCAGCCAGUGUUUACGAGAAGCCUGUCACCAGUCCUUCGAUGCCUGAGUGUUGCCGUUCGUGGUACUCUGUGCCCCUCAGUGUGUGCUCUCUCUGAGUUUUCUAAGUGCUCAAGCCUCCCUUGUGCUUUCCUUGUAGGUUCUCAGCGGCUGUUACCUUUGUGCCUUAUGAGUUUUAUCGUUUCACCUCCAAGAUUCUUCUUAAAGAAACCCCUGGUUCAAAGAUCCCUACAACUGGUGACUAAUCUCUUCUGGUUGUUCAAGUCUGUGCUACAACCUGUCCACCCUCCAAUGAGGUACAACUAACAAACCAUCAUCGCCUCCCAUUCUCUCUGGAUCUCCUGGCUUCAGUUCCAACUCCACCUGGACCCGGCACUCACCCUAGAAACCAGGUUCCAGCACCAGCAGAAUACCUCCUCCUGGUGGAUCAGCUCCAUUUCACUAAAUCCAGAUCUUCAGCCGUCCCAUACCCCGGGCAAAGAAGAUACAUUCUAACUCUUUUUACAAUAAACUUUAUUUAACUGACUUUUCUCUGUAUCCUGAAGUGUAUUCUGCAUGUGGGUCAAACGAUUAGCUUCAAAUUAUGACACUUAAAAGUGUUUUUUUUCUGUAGUUCAUUUUAUGGACUUAUUUACAUUAACCUCACUAAAUUCAUUACUUAUUUACUUACUUUUUUGUGUUCAAUUAACUUAAAAGUUACAAAUCUAAUUAACUUAAAGGAACUUUUUACUUUGACUUUACUUGAAACAGUAGAUUUCAAUGCCAGUUUUGUAUCCUACGUCUGACUAACUCAAUUUUUUACAAUCUAACUCAAUUUACUAAGUUUUUAUAACUUAAUUCAUUAAGCGUGUUUAACAUGACAAAUUUAAAUCACUCCUACUGAAAUUGUUUAUUGUUUAUCUUGCUUCUGACUGGUAAGUUCUCACUUCUGGCACCAAGUGGGAGGGUCUUACACAGACCAGCCAGAGAGACGUUGAAUGGAUUCCAAAAUAUACUCUUAAUUUAUUACAAAAAGUCCAAAAAUAGUUCAAAAAUGAUUAAUUGGGCCCAAAACUGAGGUCAACAUAACAUGGGAACUUAAAUAGUGGCUGAUCACACCACUGCUAACACACAAGAACUUAAAACUGGUCAACACAUUACUAAAUCUUUAAAUUAAAUAAAUAUUAGAACUGAACUAACUUCCAAAAAGAAGAAACAUUAAAGAAAUGGUCAAAUUAAACUAGAGACCAAGUUUCCCUUCCCCUGGCAAACAAAUGGAACGACCUACUGAGGAGGUUUGACAGCCAUAUAAUGACAUCAAUUAGCUGGAGCUCAUCUGUAUGAUUCCAGCAGCAGCUCCAAAGGAAACUGGUAACUCAAAAGAAGAAAUUAAUUUGUUGCAUUUAACAAAAAAUAUAAAGAACUGACAGAUAAAGUUAACUAAAUGUGUGCACUGCAAAUAGUUAACUAAAGAGUCAGGCAAAUGAAAAUAAUUUUAAAGAUAAAAACCUAAACUAUUCACUAGUCAAUAUGUAAACUAAUGUUAAGGAUGAACAGAAAACAAUUACCAUUCAGGUCUCUGUGUGACAGUAGGGACAGCUGUCACGGUAGAACUGCAUAAAUUCGGAUAUUUAGAAAACUGCUUCCUGAGAGAUAUUCUGCACUCGCAUACCUAUCCAACAUCUGAGCUUGUGUGUACUGAUAUGAACUGCCCAUAGAAGGACAAUGUCUACAUUGUGGUUAGCACACAUGUUCAGCUCUAUGAACACUUCCUGUGGAAGCUGUCAUGAUCUGUAGCACUGUGAACUCAGUUUUAUCUACAGUAUAUUCUUGUUCUCACAUUUUGAGACCAAAAUGUUCCUAUGUAGAACUGUUUUGCUAAGGCUUCAUUCACGCUUCCCUCUGUCCAAAUAAAUCUGAUUUCCAUCCAGUAUUUAUAACUCAUUAAUAUCAACCAUCCCCCAACCACCUCUGUCAGACUUGUGCUUAAAUAGGAAGUGCCUAAGAAACGAACUUCCCCAUAUUUAAAAUGGCGUUGAUCGUCUCAUUUCUGUUUCAUCUGCUUCUAUUCUACACACUUCAAAUACAAGGUUCCUCUGCAGUGACUGAUGUAUUUGUGAAAACUGGAGAUGAUUUACUUCUUAAUCUCACAGAAGCUGAAAUUCCACCAAAUUCUCGCAUUUGGUUAUGGCAAUUUAAAGAUGAUAUACUGGUAGAGUUUUUGCUUGGUUCCCAACCAAAUGUUGUUAACAAUCGCUUUGGAAAAGUUGAAGUUUUAGAAAAAAGUUACAGUGUGAAAUUAAAGGAUCUACAUAAGUCACACAGUGGUAUUUAUACUGCAAAGGUAGUAUCACCUAAAGAGCAAAUACUGGCUCAAUACAACGUUACAGUUCAAGAUCCAGUGUCUCCAGUUGAUCUCAGAUUUACCUGCGCUUCCAGCUCCUCCUCCUUUGAUAACCUGACAGCGACCUGCAGGACAGACGACUCUUCCAUCAGCAUCACUCUAAGAUGUGAGAAUCAAACGUGCAACCAGGAGGGAGGAGAGAGAAGAUCGGUCACCAAAUCUGGCUCUUCUCUUCAUGUCUAUCAGUUGAAAGAAUCAAUUGUCUGUAGCCAUAGCAACCAGGUCAGCAGGAAUGAGUCCAUCAAAGAAAUUGAGAAUCACUGUACAAAUAAUGAACCCAGAAAACAUCUCUGGUAUAUUACAUUGAUCCUGUUGGUUCUUAUACUCCCUAUAAUUUAUAUUCUAUGUCGAAGUCACAAGAAAACAGGUGACAAAGGCAACUUUGACAACACGAUAUAUGCUCUUCCUGUGGUAAAUGAUCAAACUGAAACACUGAAUAAAACAGAUGAAGAUGAAGCUUGUUCCCCAACCACCACCUACUGCGUAGUAGGAAUUUCUACAACUAAGGCAGCCACCAAGACUAGAGACAAUGACCAACCACAGAGUGUGUAUUCACAGAUAAAGGCUGUGUGAAGUACAAAACUGAUGUAGUGAGAUUAUGACAUUUCUGUUAUGU